Doryrhamphus excisus (bluestripe pipefish) is the source of this 2678-nucleotide messenger RNA. RefSeq names its product adaptor related protein complex 1 associated regulatory protein (gene ap1ar). Gene Ontology annotation, molecular function: AP-1 adaptor complex binding; kinesin binding. Gene Ontology annotation, cellular component: endosome. Gene Ontology annotation, biological process: regulation of Arp2/3 complex-mediated actin nucleation; negative regulation of cell motility; negative regulation of substrate adhesion-dependent cell spreading. The record is from RefSeq and is a predicted model, not a curated record. NCBI's taxonomy places the organism in Eukaryota, Metazoa, Chordata, Actinopteri, Syngnathiformes, Syngnathidae.
CGAAGAAGGACGAUGAGGAAGUACUGUUGGAGUUCAAGCUUCACUUUUCGAUGUUGGAGAUGCACUCUCCUGCGCUAUUGUUACAUAUGAUGUAACGCCGCUGCUAGAACUCUGUUUGACAAUGCCAUGGGUAAUUGCUGGGCAUUCUGUGUAGGCUUCUUCAGAAAAGAAGCUAACAGGAUCCAAAGAGGAGGAGGGUCCAAAUACUUCCGCAGCAGCACUGCAGGGGAGCAUUAUACUAUAGAGUUUGAAAAUCUUGUAGAAAGUGACGAGGAUGAAAGCCCAAAGCCUUGUCCUAGGCCCAUCAGCGAGGAUGAAAUCAAGCACCUGCGUGAGCAUCGAUACACCGCCAUCUCCAACAAGCAGGUCCUGAUAGACCGGCAGCUUCAAGCAGAGUUAGAGGCACAAGAGGAGAGGUUGAGGCUAGAAGAGGAGGCUAGAAAUGCUGCUCAGCGCGAGGCUGCCAGGUUGGCACGUGAACGAAAAAUGAAGGAGCUGGCCACGCAGAGGACGAGGGGGACAGCAGAUGGCUGUGGCAGCGAACCUCAACAGAGAAAACAAGCUGGUGAUGGUUUUGACCCCUCCCUCCAGAAUGUCAAGGCCCAGUCAGAUGCCUUCAGAAGCAAUAGACUUCCCUCGGACACAAACGUAGUGACUCCUAACACAGAGAGCAGCUGGGAUUUCACCGCCAAGACUCGCUCCACCAAUGAUGACGGCACCUCACUGGAUCUAGAGUGGGAGGAUGAGGAAGGAAUCAACCGAGCCCUUCCAGCCUGGGAGAGGUCCCGGACAGAAGAGGACAUUCUGCGUGCAGCCUUGAGGCCCGGCGGGAAGCAAGCGCACAGCGGUCCAACCUCUACCUCUGAGGACUCCAACGCGCUGGAGUGGGAGAAUGAUUUUGUGAGUACCCACCCAGAGGACAACAUGGACCCGGAAUUUGAGGGUUUUGUCAAUCCAGUGUUGGACACUCCCUCCGAGGACGCCGAGGACUAUGGCCUCAGGUCGGACGGCCAGGACAGAUAGUCUCUAGCACAAAGUGAGACCUCCUCACAUCACAGCUCACCAGCUUUGUUUUUCCCUCUCAUGAAAGAAAUGUACUUCACUGAUCUUCAUUUGAAAUAAUGUGGUAGAAGGAUCCUGCACUUGGCCCUGUAAACCAAAUCAGACUUUUUCAGUGCCUUCAUCGCUGAACGUCUUAUGUAUUGUAUCUGAUCAAGCCCCAUCCUGUGACCUUGGGAAGAGUAUCUUUCUUUCAGUGUUCACUGCCCAUUUCAUCACGCAUAGAAUUGCCAAAUUAUUCUCAAGUAAUACUUGCUCCGAAAGAUCUGAGGAUCUUUACAGCUCCGUUUUUCCAUACUGUAUCAUCAAAGGUGGUCAUGCUGGUGGUCCUUGGGUACCAACAAGUUAGUUCCAAGACGCUUUCCUAUUCUUUGGUGCAGUGCGGCUUGGGAGACAUAAUGAAGUAUAAGAAGUUGUCUCAUAAAUGAUGUUAUUCUUUCUCGGCGAGGCUGAGCGUGCACACACUGUAUCCUUCCGGCCAGCACGAGGCGCGAACUGCAUUCUUGGGCUGUGUGCAGCGUGUAUUCUUCCACCAUGCUCUAACCACGACUAGUCUCCUGUUUGUGGGCCAAAAUGAACCUUUUGAUGAGUAUACGAGGGGGCAUUCUUAAACACGAAAUGCUGUAAACUGAGGCCCACCUGGAAUGAAAUAAUGACUAAACCCAUGGAACUGGAACGACUACUUCUUGAUGCUAACCAGUCAGAAGAAUGACAGCUUUUUGAUGGUGCCAAAUACAAGUAGUGUAUUGCAUGAGAAGUAUCGUUUCUUCUGCAUCUCAAAGCUUUUGCACCACACGAUCAUUGUGACAGUUGCUGACAAGCUGUCAUGCGCCUGGCUUGCAGAAAUCCUUAUAAUGGUCUUUUUUUAACAUUUCUUGUCGAUCUCUGCUUAUGAAUUCACCUUCCAUAUUUAAUUGAAUGUAUCCUCCUAUCAAAGCAAAUGAUCUCCUUUUUUGGACAGUGAACCUAAUUCUAAUUAUGUACAUUAGCCAUCAAUAUAAUUGGUAGUGUUUAAGGGUUAUUAAUGCAAGCAAUUCAAGGUAAACGUCAUAUCAAAGGGUCUGAACCAGAACUAUACCUAUGACUGUCUUACUGAAAGCAAUAUUUCAGUCGGCACAGGACCAAAGACUUAAACUGGGUUCUUUUUUCAACUCCUGCUCCCCUAACUGAUUUGUAAUUAUUUAGAUGAUUUUAUACUAAUAUUUGACAUCUAACAUCUUUAUUUUGUUGUUGCUUUCAUUCUACCAUUUCCAAAUGUGUUGUACUGUCACAGAUUGAUCUGCAGCUCUAACAUGACCCCUGGCUCACACUGCAUCGGUCGCGGCUCCGAUGGGGGCUCACACUAGCUUCGUGCGGUGCAGCUCUGUCGCCGGUGGCCUUACGGCACAACGGACACGAUCCGUUUGGUGUCUGUUUUUCAGACACUGUGGGUUUCCGCAAGCCCAGUGUGAGUGGCACUUUGGAGCAAGCCGGAUCAGGACCGGAGCCCGGGGUGAUGUUUUUUUAGGCCAGUGUGUCAUUUGUAUAACUUUAUUUUCACAAAGAGCCUAAAAUGGCAUGUAUUUAUUGAAUGACUGGAAUUGACUCUGUUAUGGGCUCGCCAUUAAAGCCGGAACUUA